Molecule: messenger RNA, 2485 nt
Organism: Plectropomus leopardus (leopard coralgrouper)
Lineage: Eukaryota; Metazoa; Chordata; Actinopteri; Perciformes; Serranidae
Gene: dorip1
Product: dopamine receptor interacting protein 1
Source: RefSeq, a predicted model, not a curated record
UUGACGUUUGCUCGUGAUUGUUUUGAUCCUUGCCAAGGCGUAAUCUCUCAGAUUAUCACCAGAAAGUGCUAGAAAAUUAUACAGAUAUGUGUAUUUAAGUCCGAUGUGAUGUGAGACAUGAAGAAAUACAAAGCGCUAUGGAGAGCAGAUUCUGUGUUUUGAGCGACACUGAAGAGCUCCAAACGCUGAUUUCAAACACUGAGAACAAUCUCCAUUUCGAAAGGUCCAAGACCCUGUUUGAAGAAAUUCGUGCCUCCAUUAACAACAAUGACGAGGAGGACCGCUCCUUCUGGAGGCCUGUGCUCCCAUGGGGAGGCGUCUUUGCCAUUAAAGCGGGGCGAAAGGCCAUAUCAUGCACACCUCUGUACGUAAAAAUCAACCUAAAAAACACCUGCACCAUCGAUGGCUUCCUCAUGAUCCUGUAUGUGAUCCUGCGGGACAACCAGGGCUUCUCCAGGGAGCUGGCUGUCUUCCUGGGAAAGCAGUUUGUGGACUACUUCCUCUACCUGAUGGACUCCUGUGACUACACCACCGUGAAGAUGCUGUGGAUCUGGGACCGGAUGUCCAAGAGACAGUACCGCUCUGAGAUCCACCAAGCAGCUCUGGAGAUUGACCUGUUUGGGAACGAGCACGAGAACUUCACAGAGAACCUGGAGAACCUCAUGACCACCAUACAGGAGAGUCUGUGCACCAACUGGGGCUGCCCGGCCCGCUUCCAGGAGUUCAGGACCAGCAUCAGCAUCAGCCCUCCUCAUGAGCUGCCUCACAGAGACCCCAUUCAGUCGGCUGUGGACGAGUUUUUCUGCCCUAAACUGCUGCUCUGCUCAGAACUGGGGUGUAACGGUCUGAGAGAGUUCUCUCAGAGGGUUUUCUGCCAUGGUCCGCCACCGUUUGUCAUUCUCAACAUGCAGCAGUGGAAGUCAGAGGAACUGUCCUACGUUCCCUACCAUCUGGAUCUCUGUCAGCACAGGUACUUACUAGAGGGCGCCACACUCUUCAACAAGGAGGAGCAUCACUACUCUGCAGCCUUCCAGAUAGACGGCUGCUGGAUGCACUACGACGGUCUGAGGAGCGACAAUCUGAUCCUGUUACACAAGCCGCCAGAGCUCCUGCUGCUGUCCUCUCUGGUCUACAUCCGUGCCUCCAACAAGUGAACUCAUUCAAUCACAAGAUGAGCACAAGACCAAAGCAUUCAUCUACACUUACUACAGUUAUUUUGUCAUGACUCCACGGAUGGUAUUACUUUACUGUAAUCAAGUUUCUCACAUUAUCGCAUUUUUUUUUCUAAUUCAUUCCUUUCAACUGUUGCCUCCUCAGUUAGCUUUGAGCGCUGAAUGACACACGCUCCAUUUCACCUGAAUGCUUGCAGAAAAGCUUACUGUGCAAAAUGCAAACACCUUCUUUUGUGCUUGGAAUCCAAGAAUAUAAUGGACUAUAAUAGUUCUCGGCUGAUAUGCAUAAUUGACAAUAGGGGUAAGUUAUGCACAUCUUAUGUGUAUACAGUUACCUGACACAAUAAACAGGCCGAUGUGAUGUGUCACUCUUGAGGGUGAAUUUGCUGUAAUGCUGCCAUGAAUAGGAGAGGACACUGACUUUAUGUCAUAUUUCCAUCAAACACAAGUGUAGAAUUUUGGCAGGUUAAUUUACAUGUAUGCAUAUUAGCCCUUUCUUUAUAUUAAACUGGUGCUUUUUUCUAUUUAUACUGUAAUCUGAGAAUGAGAAACAGUUGAACGAAGCCAAGUUUUUUUUUUUGGGUAAGAUGCAUAAAUUGGUGGCAAACACUUAAAAAAAAUGAGUGAAUGUUAAAAUACAAAGUUCUUAAAUUACAUAUCAAGGUUGUGGGCAGUAUGAAAUGUCUCUUGUCUUAAACUUCAAGCUUAAUUAUUUGGCUUCCAGGGUACCGAGCUGGCAACAUGUUAAUGAUGAAUUCAAGCAUUUUAAAGGAAUACUUCACCUGCAAAAUCAACACUUGUAUAUUGAUUACUCACCAUUUGUUAUUUUGAAUUAGUGAGAAAAGUUUGUUUUUCUUGCAUGCCUCCAGGGCAACCGGAGAAUCCAAAAAAGGCAAAUCUUAAUGACCUUUCAUUGGGGGCCACGUUAAACAACAGCAGAGCUUUUUGCUGUUUCCCUACCGUUUGACUUCAAUUAAUGAAGACUUCACCUUUUUUGGAUUCUUCGUUCUCAGUGGAGGCAUGUAAGAAAGACAAACUUUUCUUCACAAAUUCAAGGUUACACAUGGUGAGUGAUUGAUGUACAUGUUGUCAUUUUUGUGGGUGAAAUAUUCUUUUAAAUUCUGCAGUUGCCAACACAAAAAAAUGUGUAUUUACAUGUUGGUUUGUUUUUUUUUAUAUAAAUAGUCUUCAACUUUAAAUAAUUACCACUAUCACAAAGUGCCUCUGCCAAGGACAGUUUGUAAAAGGGAUUCUUUGAUGAUAAUUGUAAAUUGCUGUUUUUCUAUGCAGAAUACAAAUACAGAUAUUUUGGA